AUGGCACAGAAACCACCACCGCUGCCGCCUCGCGCCGCAUCGGCGGCCAGCACGGUCUCCUCGCUAAAUGAACCACUGCCAAGUUAUGAUGAUGCGACACACCUCAAUCCCAGGCACUCAAUAGAUCAUUCGCCUUACUCGGGAGGCUUCGAUGAUCCACGGGCCUCAUCUCAACAGUCUCUGCGACCAGUUGAGUCACGAGACGGAAGGAGAACUUUGCUACUGGUCUACAUUCAUGGAUUUGUGGGCAACGAGACCAGUUUCAAGUCCUUUCCGGCCCACAUACACAACAUCUUGACCGUCACUUUGGCCGACAGCCACGUUGUGUAUUCGAAGAUCUACCCAAAGUACAAGUCGAGGAAGAACAUCACUUUCGCUCGGGAUGACUUUAGCACAUGGCUUCUGCCUCACGACUCGCCAACCACGGAUAUCAUUCUUGUUGGGCAUAGUCUUGGAGGCAUUCUUGCCGCUGAGGUUGUUCUUCUUCCGCUCAAAGCAGGCGCGCGAGAGUCGAGACACCGCAUCCUAGGUCUAAUCGCCUUCGAUACGCCAUUUCUGGGCAUGCACCCUGGAGUGGUCAGUACGGGCAUUGCCAGCCUGUUCAGAUCAGCGCCAGAACCGAGCAGUCAAGAUACUACCCCAGCGAUGAGCCCUCUAGCGCCGACAUCUACAAACAACUCCAUGUCAGGUCUGUCAGAUUUCUCAGCAGUGAGUCCUUCGGAUCUCAACUACAACCCAUCCUUCGAUAACGACAUCAACCUACCAAACCGUAAGGGAAAGUGGGAGAAAGGCUUCUACUUCUUCAACAAACAUUGGGGUGAGCUCACCAAAGCAUCGAAGGACUAUGUCACAUCACACCUCGAGUUUGGCGGUUGUCUGCUGGACUACCCGGGUCUGAAGCGGCGCUAUGAUGCAAUCAGACUACUCGAGGAUCUUGAUGACUUUGCUGGACCUGAUCAGCGCCGCCGAGUGAGGUUCGUCAACUACUACUCGGCCAGUACCGGGCGCAUAAAAGAGCGGAAGCCGUCUGAGGCGGCUGUUGCCGAGUCUAGCAAAAGCCCAAUUGAUGCUACACUGCAUCCACCGGGACAAGACAGUGCUCCUUCCACACCACUAAGUACGAAUAGUCCUCGCAUAUCGUUGUCGGAGCACCGUGAUGGCGAGGUCAUCCAGAAAGAGCUAGAUCAGCUGCAGAUCGGUGAGGGUGAUAGGGCAUCGCUCAGAAGCGGAGGUAGUGCAAGCCCUGAGAUGACUGCUCUCGAUCCUCACCCGGAGCCAAGCAUCCCAUCAGACACCGAACUCGCCAGCAUUGCCGAGAAUGAGUCAAAGACCAUUGACGACGAUGCCUUCCCUGACCUGCCCUCGGAACCUAUCCCACCAAUACCGUUCGACCCAAGCACUUGCCACGACCCAGGCACACUCAAGCUAAGAUCAAAAGAGUACGACCGUCAACUCAAAGCAUACGAAAGGGCAGUCAAAGACCGCCAGAAGACCAUCCGUGACCGUCAAAAAUUCUUGGAAAAGAAGAGGAAGGCGGAGCAGAAAGCGGAGGACAAGAAGACCAAGGAGCAUCUGAAACGUAUCAAUACUUUGAACCCAGAGACAUACGACAAGCAGCUGCAGAAAGAGGCCAAAUCGUCUGCUCCUCCUGUAACAAAGCAAAAGGAUAGGAAGUUCUGCACGCUACCGGGGAAAGACCCAAAGACCGGGAAGCGAGACCCAACAUGGGUGCGGGUGUACAUGACCAACAUGGAUGAGGUUGUUGCGCAUACAAGCAUGUUUGUCAUGAGUGAGACUUAUGCUCAGCUUGUGGGCGACACUGCUGAGAGGAUCGAGGCUUGGGUCCAUCAGGAUGCGACAAGAAGGGCGGUGAUGGAGGCUCAGGACUAUGACUGA
Messenger RNA from Cyphellophora attinorum, 1896 nucleotides. RefSeq lists its product as uncharacterized. Lineage: Eukaryota; Fungi; Ascomycota; Eurotiomycetes; Chaetothyriales; Cyphellophoraceae. The transcript has a single exon. Bases 1 to 1896 code for a protein of 631 amino acids. The record is from RefSeq and is a predicted model, not a curated record.